Molecule: messenger RNA, 2668 nt
Organism: Carassius auratus (goldfish)
Lineage: Eukaryota; Metazoa; Chordata; Actinopteri; Cypriniformes; Cyprinidae
Exons: 18
Coding region: 446-2524 (692 amino acids)
Biological process (GO): cell surface receptor signaling pathway; cellular response to lipopolysaccharide; positive regulation of T cell proliferation
Cellular component (GO): external side of plasma membrane
Source: RefSeq, a predicted model, not a curated record
UUUAAGACCAAAUACACGUAUCAUAUUUACUGACAUACGUCCGCUUUCUUUCUCAGCUGUUUCGGUUCACUUAUGACAUUACCGACUAUUUUUACCAGAAUACUUUCCAAAACGGGUAUUUUAAUAUAACUGUGUGUGUAUGUUUAAGGUCGAAGAGAGUGAAAGUGGAAUUAGUCUCAGUCUCUCACUCCUCUGCGUGUGCUUGCGUCGAAUGAGUGGGGCAGCGGUAGAAAACUACGAUCUUUUGUUUGAAUGGGUAAAUUGGCGAGACAAAACACUUGAAAACGAUAAACUUUAACUCUAUGGUGGUUAAAUAUAACAUUUAAUCCCUGAAUCGCAUGGGUGCCGAUUCGUGGAGUCUGGUCCGUACGGUCCGUAAUACAAGAAGUGGACAGUCAUCCAAAGAUUAGCCUUCAAAACCCCACAAGAUACGUGCACCUGAAACAUGAGCAUAUUUGGGUUCUUGGUAUCUGUAGCAGCUCUUCUUACAUCUGAAGGGCUGUUGGUUCAAGGACCUGCUCAGCCUCUGGUUGCAGAGCUGGGGGGUUCCAUCAUACUGCCCUGCUCUGUGGAAACUCCAUUACCCCUGGAUGGGCUGGAGAUCCAAUGGAAGAGGACAGAUGAGGAGGCAUUCGUGCACUUGUUUCAGGAUGGACGGGACAGACCUGAGGCUCAGCACCAGUCUUACAGGGACAGAGCACAUUUUGCUUCUGAGCAGAUCGUUAAAGGAAACUUCUCAAUCCUGUUGGAAAAUAUAACAGUUGCAGACACUGGUAUUUACAGAUGUGUAGUUUCUUCUUACCAGAAUGUUGGAGAGAUCUCUGUUAUAAUUCAGCAUGUGGAGCGUGUAGUUGUGACAGCAGAGGAUCCAACUGUAUUUGCACAUGUUGGUGAGGAUGUUGUUCUAAACUGCAUGGUGGACUCCCAUAUUCCUCCUCAGGGCAUUGACGAGGUCUCAUGGAAGAAGGUGGACAAAAAGCCAGACAUCAUCCCUGUGUUGCUUUUCCAAAAUGGAACGGUAUUUUCAGACUCGUCUCACAAGCGUUACAGAGACAGAGCAGAGUUCUUCAAACAAGAAAUUCUCAAAGGUAACUUCUCAAUGAGACUAAAAAAUGUCCAGACUGCCGACAAGGGAGAAUACAUGUGUGAAGUCCACACAGAUAAUUCAGUGAGCUCUGCAACUGUGGAAAUUCGGCGGUUGGGGAUGUCUCCUCUGCACAUCAUUACACUGAUACUUUGCUUUAUUUCCCUCUUGUUGACUUUUGUAUUAAGUAUUCCAGUCACAAUCUAUAUAAGCAAAAAAGAUACUGGCCCAAAACCAAUGUACAUCAAUUAUUUGCAGGUUGUCUGUCCCAACAUCUGUUUGUCUAUUGCAUUUGUUCUGUGGGGAGUUAUUGAAGGGUCUGUAGUUGAGGUAACGAUGUGUGCGGCAGUUAAUCUGAGCCGGAUCAUUUUGUUGUUUCUUAUGGCCCCAUAUUUCAAUCGGGAUACUGCUGUUUCUGUUAAUUUUCCAGGUUUCAUCCACAGAAUGAUUGAAUAUUUAGCUAUUCCCAUCGCAUAUCUUCUGAUUUCCACAGCAUUUUGCUCAGCUGUUCUUCAUGAUCUCUGGAAUGCAUCUAAGUGGACUGAAGUUGUUCUUCUCAGUUUUGGGAUUAUUCUGCUGUCAACCAUGCCUGCAAUUUUUCGAGCCUUGAACAACGUUUGCUUUGCACAGUUCUUUGAUAUACAUUUGUCAGUGCGAUUUAUUCUAGAGUCGUUAGGACACGUUUCCAUGCAGUCAAGCAACUUUCUGCAAAUGCGGCUUCUCUUCUAUAGAUCAUCAAGUGUUGAUGAAUCCAUGAUCACAAUGACAUAUGCCUUUGGGGGAACUUCUGCAGCCAUAUCAUUAAUAGUUCUUCCAAUUCCUGCAAUUCGCCAGUACCUUUGUUCAAAACUUGGCAAAUAUCAACUUUAUGAACUUAUAUGGAGAUGUUAUUUAGUUUGGGUAAAUGUUAUGGUUGUUACACUCAUCGGGCAUAGUGCAUUUAUUAUAUAUUAUCUCACCAAGAUUCUGGAGUAUACUAAUGAGCGCUUUGGAUGGAUCUUUGUCACAGUUAUGCUGCAUAUCUUGACCGCAAUUUCACCCACACCAUUCCCCAGAAAAGUUCCUGAUGUAAUCUACACUACUUUGUUCAUGUAUGGAGUGGCAGGUCUACCAAUGGUCAACUCUGUUUCUCUUGCUACAGAGUUAAUAUUGCAAGUAUACAAAGGGGAGAGAACAGUGGAUGAUCUGCGUGUAAUAGUGCUGGCGUUUGAAAGCAUUAUGCCUGGUGUGUGGCUGGUUUUACAGAUCCAUGCAUACUGGGCAGUUGCUGGGAGAGAUGUAAAGAAAGAGGUGUAUGCGCUGAGGGACUUUGCGGCACAAUGCACACCACAGCAAAGAGACAUUGGUGAAUCAGACUUUUCAGAGAAUCAACUUUCUGAGAUCCAAAGAAGUCAGCAAGAGGAAGAAACAUUCCUAGGAGAGCCAGAUCUAGAGGUUUAAAUAUUGUAAAGAAUAAAGUCGGACCAUGUAUAAUGAGCUAAUGUUACCCUACCUAUGCUGACUGUGUUUAAUUAAAUUGAAAAAGUAUGCAUUGUAAAAUUUGUUGUAUCUUUGGCUAAUGAAUUGUAUGUAAUGAAAACACUG